AUGUCACUGCUUCUCCUUCAGAUGUUAGUGCUCUCAUGUCUUGGAGCCACAGGGCUACAGAGAACUUCACAGCAAAGGAAAAGCAGAAGGCCAUUUCAGCACUUUCUCUACACGGACAAAAAACUGUUUGAAAGUCAAAGUUCUCCUGAGCUGGUAAGUGAGAACCCAGUAGGAGUUGAAGGGACCCUGAAAGUACCAAGCUUUUUUGUAUCAAUUCCACAGACAGCAUCUGGAAGUGAGAAGAAAGAGGAGAAAAAAAUGUCUAGAUUCAUACUUCCCAAUGCAGGACUCCAUGCAGACCAAAACCUGAGAUCAUGGGCUGCACCCCGAGAGAUCUCUCCUGUGGAAAACUUCGCUCCACUCCAUCAUUCCAGCAAGAGUGAAUCUGAAUCUCCCUACAGAAAAGAUGCCAAGAAAUUCUGGGACCAUUUUAUGUUAAAGAAAAAUUCAGCAUCUGAAGAGGUUGUCCUGCCAAUCAAGACCAAUGAAAUGCAGCAAGAAAACUGCAGAACCCUGCCUUUUGCCCAGGGUGUUACUCAUAACGGCUGUGAAAAGGUGACAGUGCAGAAUAAUCUGUGUUUUGGAAAAUGUAGCUCGUUUCAUGUUCCUGGUUCAGAAGAUCAUCUUUAUACCUUUUGUUCUCAUUGCUUGCCCAGCAAGUUCUCCAUGAAGCGCCUGGAUCUCAACUGCACUGAUUCUGUUCCAGUGGUCAAAGAAAUCAUGAUUGUAGAAGAGUGUAAAUGUGCAACUCGGAAGAUUAAAGACCCUGUGAUUGGAUCUCUACUGUCAGACUUGUAUGAAAAUGUACGCGAGCACAACUAA
This is a messenger RNA of Sturnus vulgaris (Common starling), 822 nucleotides long. RefSeq names its product cerberus 1, DAN family BMP antagonist (gene CER1). Lineage: Eukaryota; Metazoa; Chordata; Aves; Passeriformes; Sturnidae. The record is from RefSeq and is a predicted model, not a curated record.